GUGGCGCUGGGAAUCGCAAAGGCAAAAGCAAGAAAUGGCGCCAGAUGCUGCAGUUCCCCCAUAUCAGCCAGUGUGAAGAGCUGCGCCUCAGCCUCGAGCGUGACUACCACAGCCUGUGUGAACGUCAGCCCAUUGGGCGUCUGUUAUUUCGUGAGUUCUGCGCCACGAGGCCUGAGCUGACUCGCUGUACUGCCUUCCUGGAUGGGGUGGCUGAGUAUGAAGUGACCCCUGAUGAGAAACGGAAGGCAUGUGGGCGGCGACUAAUGCAGAAUUUUCUGAGCCACACGGGUCCUGACCUCAUCCCUGAGGUUCCCCGACAGCUGGUGAGUAACUGUGCCCAGCAGCUAGAGCAGGGACCCUGCAAAGACCUCUUCCAGGAGCUGACCCGGCUGACCCAUGAGUACCUAAGCACGGCGCCUUUUGCUGACUACCUCGACAGCAUUUACUUCAACCGUUUUCUGCAGUGGAAGUGGCUGGAAAGGCAGCCAGUGACCAAAAACACCUUUAGGCAGUACCGAGUCCUGGGCAAAGGUGGCUUUGGGGAGGUGUGUGCCUGCCAGGUGCGGGCCACAGGCAAGAUGUAUGCAUGCAAGAAACUGGAAAAGAAACGGAUCAAGAAGCGGAAAGGGGAGGCCAUGGCGCUCAAUGAGAAGCAGAUCCUGGAAAAAGUGAACAGUAGGUUUGUAGUGAGCUUGGCCUACGCCUAUGAGACGAAGGAUGCACUGUGCCUGGUGCUGACACUGAUGAAUGGAGGGGACCUCAAGUUCCACAUCUACCACAUGGGCCAGGCUGGCUUCCCUGAAGCACGCGCUGUCUUCUAUGCUGCCGAGAUCUGCUGUGGCCUGGAGGACUUGCACCGGGAACGCAUUGUCUACAGGGACCUAAAGCCAGAGAAUAUCCUGUUGGAUGACCAUGGCCACAUCCGUAUCUCUGACUUGGGACUGGCUGUGCACGUGCCUGAGGGCCAGACCAUCAAAGGCCGUGUGGGCACUGUGGGCUACAUGGCUCCGGAGGUGGUAAAAAAUGAGCGGUACACAUUCAGUCCUGACUGGUGGGCGCUAGGCUGCCUCCUGUAUGAGAUGAUUGCAGGCCAGUCCCCCUUCCAGCAGAGGAAGAAGAAGAUCAAGAGGGAGGAAGUAGAGAGGCUGGUCAAGGAGGUGCCCGAGGAGUACUCAGAGCACUUUUCCCCACAGGCGCGCUCGCUCUGCUCUCAGCUUCUCAGCAAGGACCCUGCUGAGCGCCUGGGGUGCCGUGGAGGUGGUGCCCGCGAGGUAAAGGAGCACCCCCUUUUUAAGAGACUGAAUUUCAAGCGGCUGGGAGCUGGAAUGCUGGAACCGCCUUUUAAGCCUGAUCCCCAGGCUAUUUACUGCAAGGAUGUUCUGGACAUCGAACAGUUCUCUACAGUUAAAGGUGUGGAUCUGGAGCCCACCGAUCAAGACUUCUACCACAAGUUUGCCACGGGUAGUGUGUCCAUCCCCUGGCAGAAUGAGAUGGUGGAAACUGAGUGCUUCCAGGAACUAAAUGUCUUUGGGCUGGAUGGAUCAGUUCCCCCAGACCUGGACUGGAAGGGCCAGCCACCUGCACCCCCCAAGAAGGGAUUGUUGCAGAGGCUCUUCAGUCGCCAAGAUUGCUGUGGAAACUGCAGCGACAGUGAGGAAGAGCUCCCCACCCGCCUCUAGUCCCCAGGCAGAGGCCCCCACCGGUGGUUGGCGGUAGCAGCUACUCUCAGUGACGUUUACAGUUUUGCACAGUGGUGUUCCCCAUUGUCCACUCAAGCUGUGGCCUGGGGAACACAGCCGGAGCUGUCCCCAGUGUCCUCCAUCCCUCAACCCCUGGCCCAGCUGAGUUUGACAAGGCCUGGGUCAUCUUGGGACAAAGGUGCAUCCCUUCAGCUCUCCCCUGUGGAGCUCGCUCGGGGCUUUGUGUAUUUAUGUAUUUGUAUGGAUGUAUAUAGCUACCAGAGCGCUCUCAAUGCCACCCUGGGCCCGCACCACUUGAGCAGAGUAUGGGCCAGGUCAGACCUCUGACCCCAGCGUUGCACUGCUCACCACCAGCCUCCAAGUGAGACUUGUGCCUGCCUGUCGUGGACUUGGGCCAUCACCUCUGGUUGCCCAGUGCUGUCACCUUUUCUCAGCAUUUGUCAGAGCUGGAGAUGGGGGCAUUGUAUUCUCUAUGCCUGGACCAUAGUAUAACCACAGACUGAACUGACUGGGGCCCGUCAGACCACAAGAAGGGCCGCCUACCUGCCUUCCAGCUCCCAGAGCACAUUAUUCCUUAUACUGGGUCAUGUCCUAAAGAUACAUUUUUUCAGAAGUGCCCCAGCAUAGGCCAUAGGAGGGGUUAGAAUGACCCCUCCAACAUUCCAGAAUCCCUCAUAAAAGUAGACAUGUACCCAGCAAUGAUCCACCCUUCCUUGUGUGUGCCUGGUGGGGGUGGGGGGCUGGGUGUAUCAGUGUGUGAAGAGGGUAGGGUGAGGCUGUGCCUAAGCCAAGACCCUACCCUGGCCUGUCCCAGAUUCAUGGCCGUCCUGAUGCUAGUAUUCGGACAACAUGGGACCGUAGGGCCCUGGCUUUUCCAUAUUUAAAGCCAAUGUGAGCUGCCACACGUCUUGUGUGUGAAUACAGUCUGAGCACAAGCCUGGCCAGCCAUCGCUGCUUGCUUCUUUUUAAAAAUGA
Molecule: messenger RNA, 2675 nt
Organism: Cricetulus griseus (Chinese hamster)
Lineage: Eukaryota; Metazoa; Chordata; Mammalia; Rodentia; Cricetidae
Source: RefSeq, a predicted model, not a curated record